Molecule: messenger RNA, 1562 nt
Organism: Polypterus senegalus (gray bichir)
Lineage: Eukaryota; Metazoa; Chordata; Cladistia; Polypteriformes; Polypteridae
Product: astacin-like metalloendopeptidase
Exons: 12
Coding region: 22-1314 (430 amino acids)
Biological process (GO): proteolysis
Molecular function (GO): metalloendopeptidase activity; zinc ion binding
Source: RefSeq, a predicted model, not a curated record
AGAAGCCUCCCAAGGGUCAACAUGAUGUCCAGAAGCCUCGUCGUCUUCUUCUUCUUCUUCUUCUUCCUCCUCGGUGACCCCCUGCACCUUCACGCCCUGCCGAUUGAGAAGCGGGAUGCAAGCUUGGAGACGACUGUGACAGAUAGCAACAGGAAGGACCCCGGCAUCACAACCACUAUGGACGAAAUCCUGCAAAUCAACUCGGCUGACGCUCAGCAGAUCUCCGGCGGGCACAUCAUUCGUUACGGAGACGUGGCCGAUUCGCUGAUGAGGAACGCCAUGAUCUGUCCCGGCGACGGCUGCUUCUGGCCCAAGGCGAGCGAUGGCUUCGUCUACGUGCCGUUCACGGUGUCGCCCGUCUACUCCCCGUCCGAGGUCCGAGCCAUCCAGCGCGCCAUAGCGGACAUCGCCAACAGCACCUGCGUUCGGCUCGUGCCGCGCACCACGGAGGUCGACUACCUGAGCUUCCAGAGCCUCGACGGGUGCUGGUCCUACUUCGGCAUGACCGGCGGAAAGCAGGCGGUGUCCCUGAAGUCGCCCACCUGCCUACUUAAGGGGGUCGUCAUUCACGAGAUCAUUCACGCCCUCGGCUUUUACCACGAACACAACCGCAGCGACCGCGACAAAUACGUGAAUGUCAUCUGGAGCAACGUGCAGCCAGGGCAGGAAGACCAGUUCAGCAUCCUGCAGACGAACAACCUGAACACCAAGUACGACUACGGCUCCAUCAUGCACUACGGCAGGUAUAACUUUGCUAUCAACCCAUCGAUGCCCACCUUGGAGCCCAUUCCAAACCCUUCUGUCAGCAUCGGCCAGCUGAGCGAAAUGAGUGCCACCGACAUCCUGAAGAUCAACCGGCUCUACGGCUGUGGCGGUUCCUCAAAUAUGGAGACGGUGGUCCAGACUUCACCGAGCACAACGAAGCGCAGCACUACCACCACCACCAAGCCCACCACGAUGGCUGGUCCAAAAUGUGCCAACGUGGUCCUGACGGCCCCAUUUCAGCGCUUCAACUCGCCCAACUUCCCAAGUCUGUAUCCGAACAACGCAAACUGCCAGUGGCUGAUACUGGGGAAGUCAAAGGUUCUGCUGACCUUCACCGCGAUGAACAUCCAGCUCACCGUAAACUGCGUGGCCGACUACGUGCGGGUGUACGACGGGAGCAGCACGCUGGCCAAGCCCCUCAGUCCCCGCCUGUGUGGCUACACCGCUCCCGCGCCGCUGACCUCGACGGGCCCCAGCGUCCUGGUGGUCUUCCACAGCGAUGCCUCCCUCCAGAACUUGGGUUUCCAGAUCUCCUACAGGUUGCUAUGAUAUACAGAGGGGACUGCCUUUGGUGAAGUUGCCCCCCAUCAUCCGCCUCUGUCAGCCUGCCCAGGACAACAUGCAGGACGGGGGCGGGUGAAUGGGACCCUCAAAAAAGGGAAAAUCACAGGGAGAGGGGACACCAGGUCUGGGACUGCUAAGCUGAGGAAAUGCCAGUCAGGAAGGCUGGAGAGGUGCAAGGGAUUCUGGGAGAUGGAGUUUUAUCUGCUGCCUGCCAUUUGAUUGUUAAUUGUUGA